ACUGCAUUCCAGAAAUCCACUCAUCUUGCUCAUCUCGCUUCUGUAGAUACACAACCAGGCUGUAUGCAAGGAUUUGGCAUUGGCCCAUCUUUGAGUUGCUGGCUAUGAGGCCCAAGAGCACUAGGACCCUGCAUGGUGUAGCCAGUAACUUGUCAUCUCUUCAGUUGGUGCUGUGGACUUGGGGCCUGGUUGCUUCUGCCAGGUUUGUGCAUGGAGAGAGCUGAGGAAUUUGUAAAGCAGGCUGUUGCUUGCUGUGCUCCGAGAUAAAUGGCUCAUUUAAAUUGGGAGCUACUAAAAUACUUUCUGGCUGGCAAAUGCAGUGCCUAGUAGCAGCUAUCAGGGAGGAACCAAACAUGAGUGGGGGAGGGGAACAGGUCGACAUUCUGCCGGCCAACUACGUGGUCAAGGACCGUUGGAAAGUGCUGAAGAAGAUUGGUGGUGGUGGUUUUGGUGAGAUUUAUGAGGCAAUGGAUCUCCUGACCCGUGAGAACGUGGCCCUGAAAGUGGAGUCAGCCCAGCAGCCCAAACAGGUCCUCAAGAUGGAGGUGGCUGUCCUGAAGAAGCUGCAAGGGAAAGACCAUGUUUGCAGAUUUAUCGGCUGUGGAAGGAAUGAGAAAUUUAAUUACGUGGUCAUGCAGCUUCAGGGCCGGAACCUUGCAGACCUCAGAAGAAGCCAGCCUCGGGGGACUUUUACGCUGAGCACAACCCUGCGAUUGGGCAAGCAGAUUCUAGAAUCCAUAGAAGCCAUUCACUCUGUGGGAUUCCUGCACCGGGAUAUCAAGCCGUCCAACUUUGCCAUGGGUCGCCUGCCUUCAACCUACAGGAAAUGCUACAUGUUAGACUUUGGUCUGGCCCGGCAGUACACCAACACCAACGGCGAAGUCCGGCCACCUCGCAAUGUUGCUGGGUUUCGGGGAACAGUCCGCUAUGCUUCCGUGAAUGCACACAAAAACCGAGAGAUGGGUCGACAUGAUGACCUGUGGUCCCUCUUUUACAUGUUAGUGGAGUUUGCAGUUGGUCAGCUGCCAUGGCGCAAGAUCAAAGAUAAGGAGCAAGUUGGCAUGAUCAAAGAGAAGUAUGAACAUCGAAUGCUGCUAAAACACAUGCCAUCUGAAUUCCACCUCUUCCUGGAUCACAUUGCGAACCUGGACUACUUCACCAAGCCCGAUUAUCAGCUGAUCAUGUCGGUGUUUGAGAACAGCAUGAAGGAACGAGGCAUUACUGAGAAUGAGGCCUUCGACUGGGAAAAAGCUGGAACGGACAUUUUAUUGUCUACAAGCACCUCCACACCACCACAGCAGAACACCAGGCAGACAGCAGCCAUGUUUGGGGUGGUUAACGUCACUCCAGUUCCUGGGGAUUUGCUGCGUGAGAACACUGAAGAUGUCCUGCAGGGUGAACACUUGAGCGACCAAGAGAAUGCUCCUCCGAUCCUGCCAGGCCGGCCAGUGGAAGGGCUGGGCCAGCCUCCUAACAUUGCCUUCAACGAGACCGAGGUUUGGGAAGAGACAGACGUGAACCGCAACAAACUCAGGAUCAGCAUCAGCAAAACCCAGUGCAUGGUGGAAGAGGAACAAAGAAGUGGUGUCUGCCCUACCUCCCCUAUACGGGCGCCUCCAGACUCCCCUACCACUCAAGUGCGCUCUCCGAGAUACCGUCGUGUGAACAGCCCUGAGUCGGAGCGCCUUUCCACUGCCGAUGGCAAAGCAGAUCUCCACGAGAGAAGAUCUCGUGUAGAUUUACCUUGUUCCCCUUCGCGGCUGGUGUGUUCCUCCCAACCAGCACAGAUGCUGUCCAUCGACACUGGCCAAGUAGACCGUCAGGCGAGCGGCAGGAUGGAUGUGUCUGCUUCUGUGGAGCACGAGGCCCUCAGCAAUGCUUUCCGCUCCGUGCCGCUGGCGGAGGAGGAGGACUUUGAUAGCAAGGAGUGGGUUAUCAUUGAUAAAGAGACGGAGCUGAAGGACUUUCAUCCAGGUGCUGAGCCGAGCACUUCUGGAACUACAGACGAAGAGCCCGAGGAGCUUAGGCCGAUUGACGAGGGCGAGGAGAGGAGGCGAUUGGGAGCGGAAGCUGCAGUCCGGCCAAAGAUCCACGAUGGGAGAACAUGGGGGAUGCAGCCUGUGACUGAGGAGGACAGUUCACACAGGCAUGAAGGACACUGUCAAACGGUAUCUGACAGCAAACCUGAACAGCAGCCAGGAAGCCCGGCCCAGUCACCGUUACACUCAGCACCAGUUCUCCGACAGCGCAGACGGGAAUCCGAACCAAUCGGUCCUCAGAGACAGGUGUUUACACUGAACCCUUUUGAAAUGAAUGGUCUGCCCAAGGCGGUGCCUUUAAAUUUGCCUUAUCAAGACUUUAAAAGGGAUGUGUCAGACUCUAGGGAAAAGCCUAGGAUCAUCCAGCGGAUAAAGAAGGUCGACUUCUCAAACAUUGUCUUGACCGCUCCUUGCAAACCACCGGAGCCCCAUCUGGAACUGAAUGGGGAGUGUGAGGAGGAAGAGGAGGAGGAGGAGGAGGAGGAAGAAGACGAGGAAGAAGACGAGGAAGCUGGUUAUUUGGGAGAAGAGAUUGACAUGCACAGUAGCUCCAGCAGCGAUGUGAGCCAGAAAAGCACAGAGCGCAGUCAGGAAGGGGCGCCAUCCACUCUGCUGGCCGAUGAUCAGAAAGAGUCCAAGGGCCGAGCUUCCAUGGCCGAUGGCGAUUUAGAACUGGAGGAAGGCUCCAAAACACUGGUGUUGUUUUCACCGGGUGACAUGAAGAAGUCUCCACUCACCACCGACUUGGCGCCAGAUGUCGAUCUGGGGACACUUGCUGCUUUAACGCCUCAGAGCGAGAGGCCGCAGCCCCUGGGCAGCCAGCUGGAUGUGUCGGAGCCCGGGACCCUGUCCUCCGUCCUUAAGUCAGAACCAAAGCCUCCAGCAGCAGUUUCCACGACGUCCUCCCCCUUUACCAAAGUCGAGCGCACGUUUGUUCAUAUUGCUGAGAAGACCCAUCUGAACAUCAUGUCUUCCGGCGGCCAGCUGGUGAGGCAUGAGGAGUACUGCCCUCCGGGCCAACUGGAAGAGAUCAUCCUUGAGGAGGAGCUGGAGGAGAACCUGGGGUUGGUAGAAAAUGGGAGUGUGAAUUCUGGUUUAGAAGGGGGAGAGAUGGAAAGCUGCAUGCUCUCGGUCAAUCACAUCGAAACCUCCUCGGAGACGGCGGGGGAGCCGCCGACGCUUCCCAACGGUGUGGCCCAGUCCCCGGAGGAGAGGCUGGAGCUUAAAGGCAAAGCCGCGCUGGCAUUGGAUUUGGAAGAAACUGACCGGCUGGUUUCAGGAGAGCCUAGCUUAGAAAAGACCAUUCUGGCGACCGAACGCCUUACGCAAACCGAGGCUCUCCUGGGAAAGGCAAAGCAGGGCCCUAGGAAACCUCUGAGUGCCAGAUACAGAAGCCGGAUUCCCAUUUUGUUCUCCGAGGAGGACACCGGCUCAGACCAGUCGGCCUCACUCUCGGCCAAAGAGAGGCUUCACAAGAGGGCCAAGCAGCCCGACUUGGUUCGCCUAGUGAUGGAGAGAAGGCAAAGCCGCCUCCUUAGACUGGCCUCUGGGGCCUCCUCCUCAGCCUCCUCCAGCGACGAGCGGAGACGUGCCUCAGAGACCCUCUCGGCCACCGGCUCAGAGGAGGACACCCAUGACUCAGACGACUCUGUCCCAAGGAGGACGGGGGAGGGGAAGGCGUCCCACCCAGGAAGAGAAGGGAAAACUUUAAGCACAAAGAGCAAAAUCCCUCGGCCCAUUGUGCCUGCAAGGACGUCGCCAGCAGCAGUGAAGUUCGGGAGCCCAGCAGCACCAGGCAGCUCACCGCUUGAUGCAGCUCUCACCGCCAGGCUUCAGAGGACAGCUGGGACUGCGCCCAGUGACUCCCCACUGAAACAGAUCCAGAGCCGGCUCCCUUCCUCCCCGAGUCCGGCUCCUCCUCCUCCCCCGUGGAGCUCUGCUCCCCCCUGGAGCCCCAGCCUGCCCCCACGCAACCUCAGUGCUUCCCCCAGACGGGAGAGUCCUUCGCCCUCCUGGCAGCAUAGGCCAGGGUCUGCCCUGCAGCGAGUGCAACCGUCUCCCCGCCCUCAACCCCGCGUCCUGGCACGGGGGCUGCUGGGAGAUCCCCCAGCCUCCCCAGGCCUGGCCAGAAAAGGACAAAGAGGGAAAACCCAGACUCAGAGCCCAGCAACCAAAGGAAGGCAAGUGGCCGCGGAAGGCAAGGCUACGGCCAGAUAAUGAUCUUCUGCCGCCCACCCGUCAGGCUGGCUAACUCCGGCGUCUAGUGUAGACCGAGCUGCCGCCGCCCAGCCCUCCACGCCGGACCCACGAGCGGCGAGCAGCACGUCAGCGCUUCCCUCCCCCCCACGCCCGCGCUCGCGCCCACGCCGUCCAGAACCAGCUGCCCCAGGGCGGAGCGCCUCUGCCCCGCCGAGGGCUCAGCCGCAGCGCACGCUUGCUAUUGCAAACCACCCAGCAGAGCCUCAGGCAGCCUGCCUAGGGCCUGCCCCCCGCCCCCUCCGGGCCCCUGCCCACGCCCCUUCUCCUGCUGCGUGAGCAACACCAGAGGCUCCAGUCCAGCACGCUGACAUGGGCGCUGCAGAGCGCAGCAGUCGAAGCCGGGGGAGAGGUGAUGACCAUGGGUGCUGCGCCCACGGGAGGAGAGGGCUCUGGGACUGGAGGGAGCUGACCCCCCUCCCCCCACACACAGUGUGUUGCUCCAGGGAGCCCCCCCCCCACCCCCGGGCCUCGCCUGCUCUGCUUGCACUGACAGUGGUUACACCCAGCGAGCCAGGGAGCAGCCCCUUGCAGUGCUCAGCCACCUCCAUCUUGACUGGCAAACUGCCCCACGGAGGCUGUCGGGCCCAGCGUGCAGCUGAGGGGUGGGGGCGGGGGCCCAGCCAGCCUUUCCUACUGUUGCCAGUCACAGCGCCACACUAAAGAGGCGGGGGGUCACCGAAUGCCUUUCGUGUGGGGGCCCUUGCACCGAAACGCCUUGCGCUUUGCGGUCAUGGUGCCAGGGGGCGGUGGUGGGGCUGCACAGUGGCGUUAACACUGUGGGGCGGCGGGGGCGGGAGAGACUGCUGUAUCCAACAGACAGGCAGUGCUGCUCUGCAGCCAGAGACGGGCUGGCCUGUUACUGCUACAGGAGCGUAUAACUAGCUGAUUUGGGCAGGUGGGGUUUCCGGCUUCCUCCUCUUGCACUCUCAGCUCACUGACGCGCUGCGGGAGCACAGACCAGGUGAAUGUAGUGGCAGGGUCAGAUUAAGGCCCCGGCUCCGGAUGGCAUGUGAUCCCUGCCGACCCCCAGCUCCCUUUAAAACCCUUUUAGCCUUCAUGGCUGGGAAGCAACGCUUGAAAAACAUGAGCCACGUGUGACCGAUGCCGCAAUGUCUGCCUGAGUCUGCAGAGAGCCUGAGACAAUCGCUCUGAGAAGGACAAAAUGCUCUAUGCAUCUCAAUGGGGGCAACGCCAGGCCCCACUGCUCUGGGGAGCCCUCCCUGCACCAUGCCAGCACUGGGGACUGAGAGUGGCAGAAGAAUACAACACACACUGCCCACCCAGGCCUGCAGAUGCACCUGGCUGCCCACAUAAGUACUUGCAGAUGACACAAAGUUUGGUGGGGUGGUAAAGAACGAUAAGGACUGGGCUGGCCUACAGCGCGCUCUGGCUCGCAGGGUACGUGAGCUCACUGCGAGAAUAGGCAUUAAAAAGAGCCAAAUGCAAGGUCAUUUUCCUGCCAAGCAAGAACGUAGCUCACGGGGGGGUCAUGUAGGGUUAAGCAGGGGAAUAGCAAGUAGACACAGGGGUACAGCAGUAGCAGGGCUGCCAACACUUGCACUUUGUGUGUCUCUCCCACUAGUCGGUCUUUCCCUUGAAGUCUCCGUUGCUGGAGUCGUGCAAAUCCCACCAGCCAGAUUAUUUUUUAAGACGCUCUCGAGCCUGCCUGGUUUCAGACACUUUAACCCAACUGCUGCCUCCAGGACAGGACCAGCAGCCGCAGGGAAAACCCCACACUGAAUUUUUUUUUUUUUUUUU
Molecule: messenger RNA, 6056 nt
Organism: Caretta caretta (loggerhead turtle)
Lineage: Eukaryota; Metazoa; Chordata; Testudines; Cheloniidae
Gene: TTBK1
Product: tau tubulin kinase 1
Biological process (GO): protein phosphorylation
Molecular function (GO): ATP binding; protein kinase activity
Source: RefSeq, a predicted model, not a curated record